Messenger RNA from Nematostella vectensis (starlet sea anemone), 2268 nucleotides. RefSeq lists its product as uncharacterized. Bases 169 to 1719 code for a protein of 516 amino acids. Gene Ontology annotation, molecular function: protein binding. The transcript is spliced from 2 exons. NCBI's taxonomy places the organism in Eukaryota, Metazoa, Cnidaria, Anthozoa, Actiniaria, Edwardsiidae. The record is from RefSeq and is a predicted model, not a curated record.
CAAUUAUACUAUUAUGCAUAAGUGCAACUUUCAGACUAAUCGGAUGAGCUAGUUCAAAACAAAAAGUUUUCUGCACUAAAACAUAACAAAGACGUUUGGUAAUCAUUGUUUCACUGUUGGGCAUUUGAAAUAGGGUUCGGACUGGUCAUAACAAGAAUCAUUACAAGAAUGAUAAAGGCUAUGGAGGACACAGAUAGCGACUACGACCUUAACUACAUGGUCUUUGAAGAAGACGCGUAUGACCUGAGAGAGUUCGUGAAGCGGUUUUCUUUGCCGCAGAUUGUUCGCGUUUUGGACGGUUUUCUCGACCUUAACGAAGAGAACACUCUAUCAAUGGACCAGGUACUAACCUUACACUCAGCACAAACCACUCGCGUGCUUAGAAUGACGGAUAGCUCAGGACUACAACUCGAGGUCCCGACGACUUUAAACUUAAUGGUUGAUGUGGUUUCAAAACGGGCUAAAGUCUACACGGCUAGAGAGCUAAACGAAGCAGCUCCAGUAUUCGUGCGUCCUUUAAAAGAAGACAAGCGAAUAGGGAUAACUUCCGAUGAUGUUUUGAAAAUUGAAGAGUCGAGCAGUGAGAAUAAGCAUAUUGUACUGUGCACUGUAGUAAAAACGGGAACACAAUUCCGUAUCCCGCUAACAUACCAAGGAGCAUUUGAAGCGUAUUGCAAACAUGAUGUUUUGAAGAUAUCAGACGUCCAUAAAUACUACGAGUUUCCUUGCGAAAUGAACGUGAGAAAGGAUGAUGCAACGGCAGAUAGCGAGCAGUGGGGACAGCUAUACAAACUGAAAGAACUCCAGGCACUGAGCCAGUUUACCAAUCAAAUUAUCAUCGCGAGUAUUCGGUACAAAAACAGAGUGAGCGUGUUGCAGCUACCUGCCGACUUGGAGGUCACAGUUCGACCAGCGAAAGGCGCACAGAAGACUGACUUGAGGGAAAAUAAGAUUUACGACGACAUUCGCCAUGCCAUCCACAAAAACACCCAAUUGGACCAGCUCAGUCAACACAACCUGAACAAAGUGCGACAGGCCAACCAAGCAGCAAUUGUCGAGAAUAUCUAUGAGUAUGUUGAAGAUAUUAAAGUGAGAAUUCGUCACCACGAAGAAAAGACACCAGGGGACAGUGCACCCGCGAGGCAAAGCGACAACGAGUACGCCGGGCUAAAAAGGGAUGCAAGUCCAAACGAGUACGCCGGGCUAACGGGUAAUAUAAAAACACGCGAGUACGCCGGGCUAACGGGUGAUGUAAGCACAGACGAGUAUACCGGGCUGGUGACCAUGGGAAAACCGUCGGAAUAUGCCGAAUGCAGGCCUGAGUUCGUCGGCAAACCUCAAACGCAACCCUUGAGUCCGACAACCACAAGUGAUUUCUCUGAAGGUAAUCUUUCGGAAAAGAAUUCUAAGAAGCCGCCCCCUCCUCCAAGACCCCCUAAAAAGAACUCCAUAGGUGGGCCAGCCCCUCCGACUUCCCCGACAGUCAAGGACGAGCCGAAAACCCGCGAGAAGCUCGAGAAUCUAACGGUGUAUGAAGUGAGCGAUUGCCUGCGGCAGCUGAACAUGGAUUGCUACGUGGAGCGCUUCCAAGAGGAGCAGAUUGAUGGCAAUAUGCUGGUGGAGCUCACUCCUGACAUCAUGGCGCAGUCCCUCGGGGUUACCAACAAACUGCAUCAGAUAAAACUGGCGAAAUUCAUCCAAGGCUGGCGCCCCAAAUAGGACUACUCAUCUUACAUUGCACUAGGCAAGAGUGUACAGGAAGGACAAACAUGGAUGCAGUAUUUUCAUCCGAUAAAACUAGUUCUUUUUUUUUAUACUCGUUUACAUUGGAGUGUUGCACAAGAAAGACAUCAUUUUAACCCAACAAAUUUCGAUAGACUAGUUCAAAGCUAGUGCCAAAAAUAGAGCUGUUAAACCACAAACUGCACGAUCUCCUGGUUUUAAUUAUAACUAUGUAUAAGAAAGUCCAGAUCUUUUUAAAAGUGUGUGCAAAUAGUUAGCAACAAGCCUUAGACUAAGGAUUCCUGAAACUUGAGGGUUGAUCCAGAUGCGUAUAAAGGUAUUUUAUACAACGCGAAAUGAUUCAAGGAGAAACAAUAUGGUGAACGGGGCUUUCUAUAAAGAAAAUAUAUAGAUCACAGUAAACGUCAUAAUUCAUGGUCCUGCUGAUAACACAGACCCAGAGACAGGUCUUUAUUUUGUAAAAGGGGUUAAGAUAUUAUGCAAAGGGUCUCAAAGGGCCUGCAAUAAAGUAAGCGGAUACGCCUU